AGGGACUUGAAGAAGGCGUUGGGUCUGCCGGCGGCCACUUCUUUCAAGCACGUGAGUCCCGCCGGCGCCGCCAUCGCUGUCCCCCUAAACAAAGAGCAGUUGAAGUUAUGUAUGGUUGAGGACUUAGAGAACGAGUUGACCCCAAUCUCCACCGCUUACGCCAGAGCUCGUGGAGCCGACAGAAUGUCAUCGUUCGGCGAUUUCAUCGCUUUGUCCGACACUUGCGAUGUGACCACCGCUAAGAUUAUAUCCCGAGAAGUGUCCGACGGAAUCAUUGCCCCGGCGUUUGAACCCAAGGCUCUCGAGAUACUUAAGAAGAAGAAGAACGGAUCGUAUUGUGUUCUUCAGAUCGAUCCCAACUAUGAGUCACAGAAUCUCGAAACUCGAACUCUAUUUGGUCUGACAUUAGAGCAGAAGAAAAACGACGCUCUGAUCGACAGGAAGUUGUUUUCGGGCACUAAUGUCGUCGCGACCUCUAAACCAUUAACUGAAGAGGCGGUCAGAGAUCUAAUUGUGGCGACAAUUGCCCUGAAAUAUUGCGUAACGUGCGCAAACCGGCCGCUAUUCCGGUUGUUGACCACCGAGGCUGUCGACCCGAGGAUCACUUCCGCCGUCUUCAAGAAGGGAGUGAAAAGGGCUGAGAUUUCCAAUUACAUCGACGUCUUCGUCAACGGAAGUGUUGGCAAAGAGAUGGACGCAAACACCUGGAAGAAUGCCUUCGAGAGCGCGCCCGCACUUCUCACUGAUUCGGAUCGCGAGGAAUGGAUUUCAAAGCUGAAUGGAGUGGCUCUCAGUUCUGACGCCUUCUUCCCAUUCCGUGAUAACAUAGACAGAGCGCGACAGUCGGGCUCGGAUCGCGAGGAAUGGAUUUCAAAGCUGAAUGGAGUGGCUCUCAGUUCUGACGCCUUCUUCCCAUUCCGUGAUAACAUAGACAGAGCGCGACAGUCGGGCGUCGACUACAUCGUCAGUCCCGGCGGUUCCACAAACGAUACCUCUAUAGUAGAGGCCUGUAAUCACCACAAGAUUACACUAAUCCAUACCGGACUCAGACUUUUCCACCACUAAGUCCUUUAAAAUCAAAUUAAAGUUUCUUUGUUUUCAUUGAUUAAUAAAAUGCGAUUUUAGAAAUAAUAAACUGAAAGUUUUUUUAUAACAAA
Medioppia subpectinata is the source of this 1157-nucleotide messenger RNA. The record is from the annotation of a GenBank genome assembly. NCBI's taxonomy places the organism in Eukaryota, Metazoa, Arthropoda, Arachnida, Sarcoptiformes, Oppiidae.